This is a messenger RNA of Babesia bigemina, 2196 nucleotides long. RefSeq lists its product as hypothetical. The transcript has 3 exons. Lineage: Eukaryota; Apicomplexa; Aconoidasida; Piroplasmida; Babesiidae. Bases 1 to 2196 code for a protein of 731 amino acids. The record is from RefSeq and is a predicted model, not a curated record.
AUGGUUCAGAAACGUGCGUUGGAUCGCACAGAGGACGUUUUUCUAUUCACAAAAACACACAAAAUUGCAAACGUAUUGGACAUUGAGGGUGACACACAGCCUCGCGUGCCACCAGCGACGCUAAUCAGUCAAGACAACACGAAAAUGUCGAUUAAAUUUACAGAUGCUUUAAGAUUCGUGCCGAUGCAAGUUCGUCUGAAGGUUACGAAUGUUACUGUGCCGCUGGACUCCUCGAUUAAUCUGUUAAAAAGAGACGUGCUGCCUCCCCGAGCUCUAAGCCAUCGUAUGUCGCGCUUAUGCAACCCAGGCACAACGGACAAGGAAAAGACCAAGUCAGCCCUACUUGAACGUAAAUCCGUCUUUAUAUCUCGGAAUCGCGUAUCUCGUGAUAAUGGCCUUCCUCAGAUUCUACGUUUGGAGCUCACCAAUACCGUCAUUGUAGAAUCAAUCAAUAACCUAAGCACCUUCCCUGUGCUCAGCGUUGAUUACGGUUCCAAAUAUAUUGGGCUUUCUAUACAUCAUAUGGGUAAAGCGAAGUUACUUAGGUCAAUAUAUAACACCGGUGACGUGGAACACCUCUGUGGCGUCGUAUAUUCCAUAGUAACAGACAACAUUCACCCGCCCUCAAGGUUCAUUAUCCUUGUCGGUUUACCGUAUUCCAGGGAAGAGAUAACUGGUUCUGAGUGGAUUUCUCAAACCCUUUACAACCUAGAUUUUGCUACGCGGCUUUCAAGGUAUAUGCACGGCAGACAUCUGGGAACAUACGGGAAUUGGGAGCAUAAUGUUAAUCACACAAACGAGAAACCAAUGUCACCACAACAUGUAGUGCAUAAUCGAUGUAUUGGUUGCUCACUAAAUUUGGGGUAUUGUGGAUACAAUAAUGCUUGUGAGGAACUGUUUUUGAUUGCACCAUCAGAUUACAGUUCCACAGCUGUAAUUGGAAUCUCUGAAGAAUCAUCAACCUACCAAACGCAAAUAUUUGGUGGGAGGAAUCAUAGAAGGCUUGAUUCUCUCGCUAGUGAUAUCAUUUUCAGGAAUUUGCAGGAGUCCUUGAACAGCGACUCAAACCACAGGAAACCAUUCCUUGUACUCCCCAGCUGCAACAACUUGCUCCGCACCCAUACUAGAAGGGAAUGUUUGUUGCUAGAAAAAACUAUAUUCGACAAAUGUGUUAAUCUUUCACAUACAAGGAUGCCGACCCCUUUUCAUUCGCAUCUGUUUUAUGAAGUUUUUGAAAUACUAGUUAGAAAUGGAGAACUAACCACCCUUCGUAGGCUUCUUGGGGUUGUGGCUACACAAGAAACACGCCUUGUUGCCACAUUGUUGAAGAACAACAACACAAUGGUCCCCUUGGAUUAUAUGGGUCUGUACUCAAUGCAGUUCUUGCGAGCAUUGCAGAAUGAUCAUCUGGCGGCAGCUUCAAAUGUGUCAUUAUUUAUCAUGUAUGCUCAAGUAUUUAAUGAAAUACAUAGGCAAAUGGAAGAAGUUAACGAUUCAGAACGUGACACACUCCGUGUAUAUAUUCAUAACCUGUUUGACGAAAUGUGCACGCGAUUCCUCGAUGAACGGAUUCUCGAAGAUCGAUCAACAUUGUGUCGAAGCAGUGCUAAGAGUAUGUGUUAUGAUUUAUCAGGGUCGUGCACCAUGAGAAUAUUAUUAAACCUAGCAGGUUACGAACUCUUUAUAUCAAAAGAGAAACGUACAAGUAUAGGUGAAGUAGUCUUUUCGUGUAUCACUGGUUAUAUGAAGAUCAUAACUGAUGAGACAGUGUAUUCUGGGCCUCAAUUGACGGCAUUCUUAACACCUCCACAUUCUCCAUUCUAUGUAUUUCACCAUGAGGGCGACAAUGUCUUGCAAGAACUACUGACACCAUUUGAAUCAAAACCGCAGAAUAGCUCGAGCCCACGUAGGAACCACGUAUCGCAAUCGGGAAACGUCCUAAACGAUAGCAUGCACUUGUUGCUAAAGUUUGUUACGCACGCACUUAUGGAAAUUGUCGUCGUGUAUAGGCAGUCGAGUAACGGUGAUGAAUUAACAAGGGUCUUUACUAAAUUUAUUGGACGUGUAAAUAAUAUUACACUACACUGGACACAUAAAAAAAGCUUUUGGGACAAAGUGCGUCGCAUAUGUUCUCACCAAUGUUCACAAUACCAGAAGAAUGAAGAAUGGGACGCAAUUGAAACCUACUUAAGUUAA